AUGUGGACAUUUUUUAUAGAGAGGAAAGAAAGUUUGAAAGAGAUACUGGCCCAGUAUCAAUGGGAGCACUAUCCUUACUGCAUAGAGCAUCAGACCUCAGAGCGCAAGUUCUCCUUAGAUGAACAUAUGGGCUGCAGCCUGCCCGGCGAGAGCAUCACCGGCUAUCUGAGCCACCCAGGAGAUAUUGUUAUAGGAGGAACCUUCCCCAUUCAUUUAGACCGAAUGUACGAUACCAUUGAUUUCUCAACCAAGCCCCCAGAGCUACAAUGUCAGACGUUUGGCGUGGAGUAUUACCAGAGUAUGCAGGCCUUUAUAUUUGCUGUAGACGAAAUUAAUGCAGAUCCAGAACUUCUUCCCAACAUUACUUUGGGCUUUCAAGCUUUUGAUACAUGUACUACAUUGCGGGGAGCAGCAAAAGGGGCUUUAUGGAUGCUCUCUCAAAGCCAAGAAAUUACCCCUAAUUAUCAGUGCCACCAAGGGCCACCAAUUGCUGGUAUUAUUGGAGACUGUGGGUCAACUCGUUCCAUUCUCAUCUCCCAAAUACUUGGAUUGUACCAAUACCCACAGAUCAGUUAUUUGGCAACCAGUCCUAUUCUAAGUGAACGGGACCUGUUUCCUUCCUUUUUUCGGACCAUUCCUAGUGAUGAAUAUCAAAUGAGAGGUCUAGCCCAGUUGGUCUCCUAUUUUGGUUGGUCUUGGGUUGGCCUCUUGGCCAAUGAUGAUGACUAUGGUCAGUUUGGACUUCAGAUUGUAAAGCAGGAGCUAAUGAAUUCUGGAGCUUGUGUGGCCUUCUCUGAGAAUAUAUUGACGGGUCAGCCGGAUCGGAAUGCUCCUCACCUUGCCCAAGUGAUUAGAGAAUCAACCACAAAAGUUGUGGUAGUAAUAGCUUCUGAUUCUGAUUUUGUUAUUGUGGUUGAAGAACUGUUUAGACAGAAUGUGACUGGAAAUAUCUGGGUGGCCAGUGAAGCUUGGGCAGCUUCUACACUACUCUCUGAAGAACGCUUUCAAACUGUUUUAGUGGGCACCAUUGGUUUUGCCAUACAUAGUAGACAAAUGACAACAUUUACCAAGUAUCUUCACAGCCUCCACCCAUCCAAAUAUCCUAAUGAUUCAUUCAUCUGGGAAUUUUGGGAGCAAACGUUCUCAUGCAAAUGGAUCAGUAAGGAGGAACUGAUUGAGGAAGCUACAACACUGUGUACAGGAAAUGAAAAGCUGGAGAGUGGUAAACUGGAGCAGUUUAAUGUUGGGAGUUAUGACCUGAAUGCCCCCGAUGGGAAGACGCUGAAAGCUGACAGUGCUGCUAUCACAUGGACCAACAGUGAUACUCAGGUCCCUCUUUCCAAAUGCAGCCCAAGUUGUCCCCCUGGUUUUCAUAAGGUUAUAGUGCCAGAAAAGCCUCCAUGCUGCUAUGAGUGUGUGCGGUGUCCACUAGGACAGAUUUCAAGCCAAACAGACGCUGUGGAAUGUCUACUAUGUUCCUGGGACAAGUGGCCUAAUCUACAACAGGACACGUGUACACCAAGAAUUACAGAGUUUCUCUCCUAUGAAGAACCUCUGGGGUACAGUCUAACAGCUAUUGCCACCAUCUCUUCUCUCAUGACAAUUAUAAUUUUGGGAAUUUUUAUUCAUUAUAAACAGACACCCAUUGUUCGAGCCAACAACUAUUCCCUUAGUUGCCUUCUCCUGCUCUCCCUGUCCCUCUGUUUCCUUUGCUCUUUAGGGUUCAUUGGUUACCCACAACCUACACAGUGUCUUCUGCGCCAGGUGGCAUUUGGGAUGGUUUUUGCUCUUUGUAUCUCCUGUGUUCUGGCCAAAACCACCACUGUUGUCAUUGCCUUUAAUGCAACCAAACCAGGCAGCAGGUUAAGAAAGUGGACAGGGGUUAAAGUGUCCUACAGCCUCCUUGUUUUUUGUGCUUUUAUUCAGUUAUGUGUGUGCACAGUGUGGCUGAUCUUCUCUCCUCCCUUCCAUGAACUUGACACUGACACACAACCUGGAAUCAUCAUCGUUAAUUGCAAUGAAGGGUCACCCACAGCUUUCUGGUGCAUGCUGGGAUACCUUGGCCUCUUGGCCACCAUCAGUUUCAUUGUUGCCUUCAUGGCCAGACGACUCCCUGACAGUUUCAAUGAAGCCAAAUUUAUCACAUUCAGUAUGUUGGCUUUCCUCAGUGUCUGGGUGUCCUUUAUCCCAGCCUAUCUCAGUGCACGGGGCAUGUAUACUGUGGCAAUGGAGGUCUUUGCCAUUCUGUCUUCCACUUGGGCUGUGGUGGGCUGUAUCUUUGUGCCAAAAUGUUUUAUUAUAAUUUUCAGACCCAACAAGAACUCCAGAGAACAUCUCAUGGAAAAGAGCAGCCAUACUGUACAAAUGCCUAGCUGA
This is a messenger RNA of Xenopus laevis (African clawed frog), 2376 nucleotides long. RefSeq lists its product as uncharacterized. The coding region runs from base 1 to 2376 and encodes 791 amino acids. The record is from RefSeq and is a predicted model, not a curated record. Lineage: Eukaryota; Metazoa; Chordata; Amphibia; Anura; Pipidae. The transcript has 9 exons.